AUGGCUAGCCCAACUCCACCAUUUACAGUCUGUAUCUUGGAGAGGGACUUCCUUGGUACCGCCAAUUCCUCCUCGAAAGAGGACUUUGGCAGCCUUCUGCCGGCGAGCGCUCGCUUCAACGAUGACAUUGUGACUCCGACGUCGGAUCCCAACUUCCUAGAACGGGAAUUAUCUGUUUCGCGACUGACCGACGUCCAAGAAUGGCUCUGGAUAUGCGGACGUCUGAUGCCGCCUCGACAACUUCAUCACCAGAGGCUCAUCUCUCGAAACAUCAUCAUCAGCGAGCAGGCUGAGCUCCACAUGGUUUGGUGGAGGGACCGCAUCUUCCUUAAACCCAUGCCAAAAUACUUACUCGACCCAAACUUCUGGGCUGCCAACAUCAUCCACACAGCACAUCUCGAUGACGCGACGCAGUGCAAUCUUGAUGCUUCUGCUCGAGGAUUUCUCUUCUCGUACACCGCACUAAUCGCGUACAAAAGCGACUUCCGCAUCGCUAAAGAGUAUGGCUUGCUUCCGGAAGAAGUGACUUGGGAAGGCUGGAAGGCUUUUGCCGCUCAGGUUCUUGAGAACCAUCGAUAUGAUCGCGUGAAUCCACGCUAUUGGUACGGGGAGCUUCGAUUGAGCCGACUCAACAAGAUCUACGCAUUUCGAAAAGGUUUCCUGCUGCGCGGUUACUCAAGAGUUGCAUCUCAUACUGUUUAUGGCGAUCUCAUCCGAGACAACUUUUCAGUGUUGGCAGGUAUCCUGGCUUACGUUGUCAUUGCGCUCACAGCAAUGCAAGUAGGACUAGGCGUCGAUGGUUUGCUUGAAGAGCCAGCAUUCCAGAAUGCCAGCUAUUUCUUAACCGUGUUUGCGUUGAUCGUGCCGUUGAUAGGAGCGGUUUUUAUUUUCUUGAUUGUUUUUGUCAUGAUUGUCAGUAACUGGAGGGUCACAAAGGCGUUUGAGGGCAGGCGAUUAAAGAAGAUGAAGGUUCAACUUUUGAGACGAUAG
Molecule: messenger RNA, 990 nt
Organism: Fusarium venenatum
Lineage: Eukaryota; Fungi; Ascomycota; Sordariomycetes; Hypocreales; Nectriaceae
Source: RefSeq, a predicted model, not a curated record